Molecule: messenger RNA, 2536 nt
Organism: Hippocampus zosterae (dwarf seahorse)
Lineage: Eukaryota; Metazoa; Chordata; Actinopteri; Syngnathiformes; Syngnathidae
Gene: amotl2a
Product: angiomotin like 2a
Exons: 11
Coding region: 300-2219 (639 amino acids)
Biological process (GO): actin cytoskeleton organization; hippo signaling; establishment of cell polarity involved in ameboidal cell migration
Cellular component (GO): cytoplasmic vesicle; bicellular tight junction; plasma membrane
Source: RefSeq, a predicted model, not a curated record
GAUCCCCGGGGGACUUGGAGCCUCAGCAUUCCUCUCAUUCCUCCCUCGCAACAAUCAGCCUGUGAGGCUUUAUGAGCCACACUCACUCAGUCUGCUCACAGGCGCGCUCACACUCGACACGCGCCCGUGGACUUCAUUCGCGCACUCCACGAGCUUUUCCGGGGGCUUCUUUUUCUUGGGAAUUUGAAGUGUUCUUCUUUGUGGGAUGAGAUGAAGAUCUGGUGUGUUUUCCUUCAGAGUCCUUGUGAUCAGUGCUGUCCCUCAAGUCCCACCACCCAGGCCGGCCCGCCUUCUUGGACAUGAGAACCGCCGAGGCCGCCCCCGGGACGGUCCUGCACCGCCUCAUCCAGGAGCAGCUACGCUUCGGGAAUCUGACCGACACUCGGUCCCUGCUUGCCAUCCAGCAGCAGGCCCUGCGAGGUAGCGGGAGUCCACGUUCUUCCCAGGAGAGCCUGACCCAAGACGAGUGCCAGUACAUGCACGUGUCCACACGGCAGGACCCUCAAGGCCAGGAAUACCAGGGAAGCUGCGUUCAUCCAGAAAACCCCUCGAGGAUUUCCUUCCACGGGGAGGAGCUGCCCACCUACGAGGAGGCCAAAGUGCAUUCGCAGUACCUGAAAGGGGAGCCGGACUCCGCUGUGGACGUGCACUGGGAUGCCAAGCGGGAGCACGCCCGCUCCCUCAGCGAGCGGCUAAUGCGGCUCACCCUGGAAGGGGGCUCGCCACUCGGAAACAUCCCGGCUGUGAGCGCCUCGCAGAGUUUUCCACAGUUGUACAACGCCGUCGCUCCAAGUCAAGGGGACCAGCGAGGGCCCCCGCCGGCGUACCCGCCCCAGGAGCGGGAGAUGUACUUCCGGGAACCUACGCUGCCACCGUUCUAUUCUCAGCACAGGAACGGCAUCGUUCCCGCAAGGGCGACGUCCGGGGACGAGGGCGACACCCUGAGGUGGGAGAACUGGAGACUGAGGCGGGAAGUGGACAUCUACGCAGAGAAGGCCGCACGCCUGCACAAGCUGGAGAACGAGAUCGCCAGGAUCUCGGAGGAAUACGAGACUCUGAUGAAAGGCUCGGCCAAGCGUGAAGCGCUGGAGAAGACCAUGAGGAACAAGCUGGAGGCCCAGAUAAAAAGGAUGCACGACUUCAACCGGGAUCUCAAAGAACAAGUGUGCGCGGCAGCCAGGAAAAGAGCGGACAAGGAAGCGGAAUGCUCGGAACAAAAGCAGCACGUCUUCCUCAAGCUACUCGAACAAAAUGAGGAGCAGCAGCGCGAGCGCGAGCGCCUGGAGAGAUCCAUCCAGAACCUGCGGCUGUCGGCGGAGGAGAGCCAGCGUGGGCGCGAGCUCCUGGAGGAGGCUCUGCUCUCGGCGCACGCCCGCAACCGGCAACUGGAGGACGAGCUCCACAGGAAGCGCGCCUACGUGGAGAAAGUGGAACGCCUCCAGAGCUCACUGGGCCAGCUGCAGGCAGCGUGCGAGAAGCGAGAAGAGCUGGAGAUGCGACUGCGCACCCGCCUCGAGCAGGAACUCAAAAGCCUGCGGGUGCAACAGAACCAGAUCUCGGGACCGCCGGCUUCCGAGCCGAGCUCCGAGCUGUCGCAGCAGCAGCAGUUGCGGGAACGCGAGGAACGUAUCCUGGCCUUGGAAGCAGACAUCACCAAAUGGGAACAGAAGUAUCUCGAGGAGAGCACCAUGAGACAGUUUGCCAUGGAUGCCGCCGCCACGGCAGCGGCGCAGAGAGAUACCACCAUCAUCAACAACUCGCCCCGGCAUUCGCCCGACAGCAGUUUUAACGAGGACCUGCCUCUGACCAAUCCCAGACAUCAGGAGAUGGAGAACAGGAUCCGAGCCCUUCACGCACAGCUCCUGGAGAAGGAUGCCAUGAUUAAAGUCCUCCAGCAACGCUCCAGGUGGGAGCAGUGCAAACUGGAGAAACAAGGUCUUCGGCUGGCCAGGUCCGUCCCGUCCAUCACCGCGGCGACCGGCAGUACCGAGACUAAAGGAAAGAGCCUCUCGGAUGACCAGACAGGUGGUGCCGCGUUGCGACGCAAGAGUGCCAGCCGGGACUCCAGCACCCAAUGUGACCAACUCGAGGUGAAGCCAUCCAAGGACUUGGCGUUACCCGCUUCUGACACUUCAGAGGAAGCCGAGCUGGGAGGAGUCCAACCCUCGGAGAGCGUCAACAACGCAAUUGACUCAGACAUGGUGGAGAUCCUCAUUUAAGGGUGCCCAGAAAUGUUGCCGUAUCUUAUUUAUUUCCCCAUCUUGUCAUCGCUGCUCGUUUCAAUCGUGUUCCCCUUUAAGCUAAAUAAUGUCUUUGUCUAAUUUAAAAUCACGGGAGUGAUUCUCGAUGUUCUUGGUGGUGGCAUCCGGUGUGUUUGAGGGUUGUCCUGUGUGACAGGACAACGUACGUAUAUUUAACUUUAUUUAUCUUUGCGGAUGAAGCGUUUACAAACCUCUGAAUGCGGAGAACGGCUUUCGAAGAUCCAGACCGAAACAACGUACUCGGUCGUCGUGUUUGUCGCCAUCUUGUCUGCGUC